AUGGGUGUGGACGACGAUUCAGCCCCCCCGAAUGUCGAUGUGAAGGAGGAAGCUACACAGGCUGUUCGUACCCGCUGGCGACCUCUUAUUGAGAUAGUCCCCUUGGAAAUCUGGAGGGAAUGCUGGAUGUAUGCGAACGCCCGUGGCCAUAGGACUCUGACCUCCGUUUGCAGACUGUUCCGCGACAUCUGCCUCCCAUUCGUUUUCAAGGAACUCUCGUACUCACCAGCGAUAGGACAGGCGCUUGCAGACACGAAUGACAACACUUCGGCGCGUAAAGGUUGGGUCUACGACAUGAAAGCACGAGCCAAACGUAUGACAGAACUCGCCGGCAGUCAACAACACGCGUCCAUGGUGCGUGAAUGCAAGCUCUACGCCUUUUUCGGCACUCGUAGACGCAAGGCCAUCAAGAGAUCCAACCCCGUCAAAAGCGCAUAUAACGCCUUCGUAGAGGCUUUCGUAUCCGCACUGCCCCGUUUUACAAACCUGACUCGGGUGGAUAUAACCGCAGAUCUGGACAUCGACAACAGGAUCCUCAGUGCCCUUGCCUUCAUCCCAAAAAUUGAUUCUGUAUGCCUCAGCGGGACGUUCGCAAGAGGUGAAUCAAUAGACCCAUUAAUCAAGCCCAGGAUUCUGGAGGUGUAUCAAGAAGAUGGCAUCGAAUACUCGGACCCUCCAUCCAACGUACGGCGGGUUGUUUCCGUUCAGCGGCUGGAAGAACUUCACCUUCAUUCAUAUAUUCUCGCCCCCCGGAUCAUGUAUGCGCUCACACCGCAAGGGAAUUGCUCGCGUCUCACAGUCUUGGAGAUCGACUUCGUCACAGGGCACGCCGCUGUUCUCUCGGCGUUUCUGGGAGUCUGCCCCCAACUUCGUACUCUCCUCAUCAACGAUCACUACGACUUCGACCCACAGCCGGCAUUUUUCGAGUUUACGAUCUCACCGACGACAAUUCCCCUCCUCGAGGCUUUCUUCGGCCCUGUCUUUCUAGCAAGUCUGAUUAUCCCCGGUCGUCCAGUACGGAAAAUCGCCUUAGACUUGUUUCAAUGGGACAAGACGUUAGACGCCGUCGUUACAACACUGGAACGGUUGAGUCGAAGCACAGGCCCCGUUCGCGAGCUCAAGCUUCCCGCCGUCGUUUGCUAUCCCGACGUCCCGACUACGAUUGCACGGUUAUUUCCUGACCUGACAAGCCUCAAAUUUCGCGUCGACGAUGCAGAACAUGAGCAUGAUGUCAACUGUGCGCCAGAAGAGAGAACUCUAGUAGACGACGAAAGACGGUUGGAUUUCGUCGUUCACAGGCAUCAUUGCCCGUUUAGCUACGAGGGUUUGUUAUGCCAGAUUGCCAGCCUGCAAGUCUCCCUCCCUCGAGGACUGGAACGCCUGAGGCUGAAUCAAUUUGACAUGACCCUCCGGGACAAUAAUAGGAUGUUCGGCCAGUGUCUAUCGGGUGCAGUGGCAACUGUUGUUGCGACCUUGUUAGGAGCCACGUAUCCGCUGAAGGAGCUCUGGAUUGGGAAAGAGCAUCCCGAUGUGACCUUCCAACGGCAGGAAUAUCGGGGGGAAUGGAAAGUCGUACUGCGGCGUCGAGACCAUUGGCAUCCCUCUUAUGACGGAGAUUGGGACUAA
Molecule: messenger RNA, 1626 nt
Organism: Cyclocybe aegerita
Lineage: Eukaryota; Fungi; Basidiomycota; Agaricomycetes; Agaricales; Hemipholiotaceae
Source: the annotation of a GenBank genome assembly